UAAUAAAAAACAAGAGGAGAAAAAGUGGAGUUUGUUGGGAGUAGAACCAGUUGGUCCAAAAAUGAGUAGUUUGAAAGCGGUGGUUCUCAUCACUGGAGAGAACAGCAUCAGAGGCUCUCUUCACUUCGUCCGGGAUCCCAAUGGGCCUACCCAUGUGAAAGGAAGGAUAACAGGUCUCUCUCCAGGCCUUCACGGGUUCCAUAUUCAUGCCCUUGGUGAUACUACCAAUGGUUGCAACUCCACGGGACCUCAUUUUAAUCCAUUGAAGAAGGACCAUGGAGCUCCCGCUGAUAAGGAGCGUCACGCCGGCGAUUUGGGUAACAUCCUUGCUGGCCCAGAUGGAGUUGCUGAGGUUUCGAUAAAGGAUUGGCAGAUUCCUUUAAGUGGGCCUCAUUCAAUUCUUGGGAGAGCAGUUGUUGUGCAUGCUGAUCCUGAUGAUCUUGGAAGAGGUGGACAUGAACUCAGCAAGUCUACUGGCAAUGCAGGAGCAAGAGUUGGAUGUGGUAUUAUUGGACUUCAGUCAUCUGUUUAGAAUUGUCGUUGCACUGCAUAUAUGAUAAAAGGGUGUUUUUUACGUUUAUUUAUUUUUGUUGGUGUGGGUGAUGGAUGGAAGUGGUUCAUUGAGAACCCACAAAACUAUGCAAAGCAUUAUCAUGCUUCUAAAAGGCGAAGCUGGAGCUUUAAAAAAAAAAAAUCCCAUAAAAGAAAGUAGUUUUCAGACGGUUUAAGCUCAUAAUUAUUGGUGGUUUUGUUCUCAAUGCGUUGAGCCUUGAGGAUUACUUUUAUAGGCUUGAGUCAUUUAUGAGACGUUUGUUUCAAG
Morus notabilis is the source of this 820-nucleotide messenger RNA. RefSeq names its product superoxide dismutase [Cu-Zn] 2. Gene Ontology annotation, molecular function: superoxide dismutase activity; copper ion binding. The coding region runs from base 62 to 532 and encodes 156 amino acids. The transcript has 7 exons. Lineage: Eukaryota; Viridiplantae; Streptophyta; Magnoliopsida; Rosales; Moraceae. Gene Ontology annotation, biological process: removal of superoxide radicals. The record is from RefSeq and is a predicted model, not a curated record.